Castor canadensis (American beaver) is the source of this 2833-nucleotide messenger RNA. Lineage: Eukaryota; Metazoa; Chordata; Mammalia; Rodentia; Castoridae. The record is from RefSeq and is a predicted model, not a curated record.
AUGCUCCGUGGUGAGCUGGCGCAAGCCUCAGGACCAGUCCCGGCACACGGCCGAGCAGAACAGGACUGGGGGGACCAGAGGUGCCUGACAGCCUUGCCCUACAUCUGCAAGCGUACUAACAGCAGUGGGGAGACGCAGCCCCCAGACCUGCCACUUCCAGCCCUGGGGGGCUGCCCCUCUGGCUGGAACCAGUUCCUCAACAAGUGUUUCAGAAUCCAUGGCCAGGACCCCCAGGACCGGGUAAAGUGGUCAGAGGCACAUUUCUCCUGUGAACAGCAAGAGGCCCAGCUGGUUACCAUUGCAAACCCCUUAGAGCAAGCGUUCAUCACAGCCAGCCUACCCAAUGUGACCUUUGACCUUUGGAUUGGCCUCCAUGCCUCACAGAGGGACUUCCAGUGGGUGGAGCAGGAGCCUUUGCUAUAUGCCAACUGGGCACCAGGGGAGCCCUCUGGUCCCAGCCCUGCUCCCAGUGGCAACAAACCGACCAACUGUGCGGUGGUCCUGCACAGCCCCUCAGCCCACUUCACUGGCCGCUGGGAUGAUCGGAGCUGCACAGAGGAGACUCAUGGCUUCAUCUGCCAGAAGGGCACAGACCCCUCCCUGAGCCCAUCCCCAGCAUCGUCGCCUCCUGCCCCGGGCACUGAGCUCUCCUACCUCAACGGCACUUUCCGACUGCUGCAGAAACCACUGCGCUGGCACGAUGCCCUCCUGCUGUGCGAGAGCCUCAAUGCCAGCCUGGCCCAUGUCCCCGACCCCUACACCCAGGCCUUCCUUACUCAGGCUGCCCGAGGGCUGCGCACAUCACUCUGGAUCGGGCUGGCCAGUGAGGAGGGCUCCCGGCGGUACUCCUGGGUCUCAGAGGAACCACUGAGUUAUGUGAGCUGGCAGGACGGGGAACCCCAGCAGUCAGGGGGCUGUGCCUAUGUGGAUGUGGAUGGCACCUGGCGUACCACCAGCUGUGACACCAAGCUGCAGGGGGCUGUGUGUGGGAUUACCAGAGGGCCCCCUCCUCCCCGAAGGAUAAGCUACCAUGGCAGCUGUCCCCAGGGGCUGGCUGACUCAGCGUGGAUUCCCUUCAGGGAACAUUGCUACUCCUUCCACAUGGAGCUGCUACUGGGCCACAAGGAGGCGCUACAGCGCUGCCAGAAAGCGGGUGGGGCAGUCCUGUCCAUUCUGGAUGAAAUGGAGAAUGUGUUUAUCUGGGAGCACCUGCAGAGUUCUGAGGGCCAGAGUCGGGGCGCCUGGCUGGGCAUGAACUUCAACCCCAAAGGAGGCACGCUGGUCUGGCAGGACAACACAGCUGUGAACUACUCCAACUGGGGCCCCCCGGGGCUGGGGCCCAGCAUGUUAAGCCACAACAGCUGUUACUGGAUCCAGAGUAGCAGUGGGCUGUGGCGCCCGGGUGCCUGCACAAAUGUUACCAUGGGCGUUGUCUGCAAGCUCCCUCGAGAGAACAGCUUCUCACCAUCAGCAGCGCUCCCUGAGAACCCAGCGGCCCUGGUGGUGGUACUGAUGGCGGUGGUACUGCUCCUGGCACUGCUGACUGCAGCCCUCAUCCUCUACCGGCGGCGACAAAGCGUUGAGCGAGGGGCCUUCGAGGGUGCCCGCUACAGCCGCAGCAGCUCCGGUCCUGGCGAGGCCACUGAGAAGAACAUCCUGGUGUCUGACAUGGAAAUGAAUGAGCAGCAAGAAUAGAGCCAAGGGCAUGGUCAGGCUGGAGCUGGGGAGGCCAGGCCCCAGGACAGCCAGACCCUCCCACCCAGCUGCUAGUCCAGUUGGCCUGUGGAGGAGAGCCCUAGGGAGUUGCUAUUGGGAGUCAGGGCUGGGUGGGGCCUGGACUGGGGGGUGUCCCACUCUCCUGUGAGAACUGGGCUGAGACCAGCUGAGUGCUGUGUGAUGUUUCCCUUUCUGGGGGGAGGGGGGCUGAGGUCUUGUCACCUGGACCUAUGUCCCCACGGUAACCAGAGAUAGGACGGGAGGGCAAAAGAGAGCCACUGCCUCUUACUCCCCCACCCUUCACCGCCCCCCCCCCCAGCCCAGGCCUACUUGAUCCCACAACCCAGAACCCCUUGCUGUUUGCAGACCUGGGGAGUCUGCCCUGUCCCCUGGGGCAGCUCUCUUGCUUCUCUCUUCCCACCUGUUGUCUCAGCUCUGUACCCUUCCCUUUGCUCUCUCCCCUCUUCUCACCAAGCCCCUCUUUUUGAGAGCUAGGGGCCUAAGGUCUGGGAGCCCUUUUAGCUCUUGCAGGGGACUGAGCAGCUGUCAUUCCUGUGCCUGCUGGAGUGGCCACAGGGUGUGGCAGAAGGAGCCUGGUGGCUGGUGCAUGAGAACAGGCAACAUUGUGGGGUCUGCUGGGGUGGAGACAGGACUGGGGAGACACACUCCAUCCUCCCAAGGGGAAACUGGGCUGAGUUGGGGUGUCAUCUCCUGCCGGUCGGGGGAGGGAUGUGUCCCUGAAAGAGUCCCCUGUGGGGACCAAAAUAAGUUCCCUGAUGUCUCCAGCUCCUGGUUCUGCUUUGGGGAGAGAGAGGAGGAGGUUUCUAGGGUCCUGGGAGCCUGGUAGAAGCAGAAGCCCAGGACUGUGCCAAGUGCUGCCCUCUAGUGGAGCCAAGAGGAAACCGUGCCAGCUUCUGGAGGCUCCAGUGCUUUUCCAAGGAGCCAGACUCCAGCCAGGAUGGAGUGUGCGGCCAGUUCCUGGACACCCCACAGGACAAUGUGAACUUGGACUCGAAGAUAUGGACCCUUUUUUGUAGUUCUUGAUUUUUUUUUAAAUGUGCCAUUAUUGUUCUAAAAAAAAAAGUUAAAAAGAAAAGCAAACAAAUAAAACACCUUC